This is a messenger RNA of Chelonus insularis, 432 nucleotides long. It is a transcript of the gene RpL37a, whose product is annotated as ribosomal protein L37a. Lineage: Eukaryota; Metazoa; Arthropoda; Insecta; Hymenoptera; Braconidae. Gene Ontology annotation, biological process: translation. Gene Ontology annotation, cellular component: cytosolic large ribosomal subunit; ribosome. Gene Ontology annotation, molecular function: RNA binding; structural constituent of ribosome. The coding region runs from base 127 to 399 and encodes 90 amino acids. The transcript is spliced from 4 exons. The record is from RefSeq and is a predicted model, not a curated record.
AAAAAGUUUGUCGAUAAGUCAGAUGAUACAAACAUUAGUCGGUAAUUUAUCAUCACAAUAUUCUGUAGAUAAUUUGUCAAAAUAUUCCCUCUGCUGUAUCCUUUCCAAGUUCGAACAUCUUGAAAGAUGACAAAAGGGACAUCGAGCUUCGGUAAACGCCGAAAUAAAACCCAUACUCUCUGUAGAAGGUGCGGAAGAUCGUCAUACCACAUCCAAAAGAGCACAUGUGCCCAAUGUGGCUACCCUGCUAAAAAAAUGCGAAGCUACAACUGGUCUGUCAAAGCCAAAAGGAGGAAGACAACCGGAACUGGUCGAAUGCGACAUUUAAAAAUCGUGAGAAGGAAGUUUAAAAAUGGCUUCAGAGAAGGGCCACGUCCGAAGACCGUAGCCACCAAAUAAAUUGAAUAAAUUUCAAAAUUUACAAAAAGUUAA